AGAAUAUUGGAAUGUCUAACCUUUAAGGAACCUUUCCUCCAAGCAAUCCUAAAAACCUUUCUCCAAAAUCCAAAAGAUGAUCAUCAAAUUGUUCCUUCUCACAGCAAAGAACGAGCCCCGACUCCGAAAAUGGCGGUGACGCACGCUGAUCUCUCUCCCACACCCAAAACCACCAACCUCGGCAGCAAAACCGGCGCCUUUCUCAUGGUUCUAUCCAUAUUACUCGGCCUCUUCUGCUUCAUCCUCUGCCUCAUAGCCGAGGCCGCACGCUCUCAGGCCAAAUGGCGCGAUUCCCAGUGCACUUACACGGGCACUGGAAAACUGCCCCUCCUUUCCGCCACCGCGGCUUUUGCUGCGCUGGCGGCCGCCGUGGUGGUGCAGCAUGUCUUUCUAUUGGUCGCUGUCAGCAAAUCGGACUCCCUAGUUGAGAUCACCUGGGACCCACAGUCCCAAUUCGCCAAGACUCUGACGUGGCAAGCCGGUUUUUUCUUCGUUGCCACGUGGACGACAUUUGCUGUUGGCGAGAUCCAACUGUUGGUCGGGCUGAGCGUGGAGUCGGGCCACCUCAAGGACUGGGAGACGCCACGCCCAAGCUGCCUCGUGAUCCGACAAGGGCUUUUCACGGCUGCCGGAGUUCUGGGUCUGGCGACGGUUUUCUUCGCCGCAGGCUUGUACAUCACGGCUCUGCGGGCGGAGAGGUACAUUCAAAUACAGGAGAAUAUGCGACGAGACAUAUUGGAAGUGUCGGUAAUGUACGCUUCCCCGCCAAGAUCGCCCGGACGGGAUCAGCCCGUCCGGGCAGAUCGCGGCGAGGGGCCGAAUUUGCCGAGGCAAGAUGAACACUAUGUUCAUUCAUUGGAUUACUACGUACGAGCGUUUGACAAGCAAUCAAGACUUGUUUGAUAGGGAUUUAUUUGUAAAUGAUUUGUGAAAUGCAACAAAUCUGUAACAUAACCCCAAA
Salvia hispanica is the source of this 961-nucleotide messenger RNA. RefSeq names its product transmembrane protein, putative (DUF1218). The record is from RefSeq and is a predicted model, not a curated record. Lineage: Eukaryota; Viridiplantae; Streptophyta; Magnoliopsida; Lamiales; Lamiaceae.